CCACAUAUGAGUUGGAAAUAUUAAUAACAAUACAAAAACACCCUUUUCUUUUUCUCCCCAAAUUCUAAUUCUCAAUCAACACCCAAAUUCAUGGAAGACAUCGGUGAUGAAUACAAGAACAUCGGCGAUGAGUAUAAAAACUAUUGGGAGACAAAUAUGUUUCUUCAGACGGAAGAAUUUGAUAGUUGGGGCGGAUUGGAAGAAACAUUUUCCGGUUACUACGAUUCUAGUUCGCCAGACGGACCUCAAUCAUCGGCGGCCUCCAAAAACAUUGUUUCAGAGAGGAAUAGGAGGAAGAAGCUGAAUGAUAGGCUCUUUGCACUUAGAGCAGUGGUCCCCAACAUAAGCAAGAUGGAUAAAGCUUCGAUCAUAAAAGAUGCAAUCGAUUACAUUCAACAUUUGCAUGAUCAAGAGAGAAUUAUUCAAGGGGACAUAAUGGAAUUGGAGUCACGAAAAUCGGAGUCUGAUGUGUUUGAUUUCGAUCAGGAAGCGGAGUUUAUGUCUUAUGAAAGAUUGAAGAAGAAAAAAAUAGAACAAUCUCCAGAUUCAAGUGAAUCAAGGGCGUCUCCUGUUGAAAUUCUUGAAUUAAAAGUGUCGUAUGUGGGAGAGAAGACGGUGUUGGUGAGCUUGAAAUGUAGGAAGAGAAGAGACACGAUGGUGAAGAUUUGUGAGGUUUUUGAAUCUUUGAAGCUCAAUGUUGUCACUGCCAACAUAACUGCUUUUUCAGAAACCAUUUUCAAGACUCUCUUCCUUCAGGCCGAUGAGGAAGAAAUAGAUUUACUAAAGAUCCAAAUCCAUUCAGCAAUAUCAGCUAUAAAUGACCCUCCAAGUCCAAUGAGCACAUGAUGUCAUCAUUUUUCGACAUUUAUUUGUUUGUAAACAUUUCUUUAAAGUAAAUAGGUCAUUCUUAGGUAAAAACACUUGGACCUAAAUACUUUAAAGAAAAUGAGAAAAGGAAAUUAACAUAAUCAAUAGAGUGUCACCCCCACACACUCUAUCUAUCUUUAUUUUUCUUUCUACUUUAUCUUUUUUACCCCCUUGGUGAUGAACAAGAGUUUUUCUUCUAGACUUUUCCUGGUUUCUUUUCCUCAAAAUUGGUAGUUUGGUCCAGAGUAUAUCAACAAGAUUGUCUCUUUUGACCA
This is a messenger RNA of Cynara cardunculus var. scolymus (artichoke), 1142 nucleotides long. RefSeq names its product transcription factor bHLH35-like. Gene Ontology annotation, molecular function: sequence-specific DNA binding; protein dimerization activity; DNA-binding transcription factor activity. The record is from RefSeq and is a predicted model, not a curated record. Gene Ontology annotation, biological process: regulation of DNA-templated transcription. The transcript is spliced from 5 exons. NCBI's taxonomy places the organism in Eukaryota, Viridiplantae, Streptophyta, Magnoliopsida, Asterales, Asteraceae. Gene Ontology annotation, cellular component: nucleus. The coding region runs from base 91 to 846 and encodes 251 amino acids.